CUAGACUUCAGCUGAACCACCUCAGUCAGUUUUGUGAGCUCUCGCCUACGGCCACCCUCGUACAGUAGACACAGCUCUUACAGGUGUGCGUGUAUCCAGCGUGGCUUCUGUAAGUGCACCUGUACAUUGUCAUGUGAUGAAAGUUUCUGGGCGUGGAAAACUUCGCGGAGCUUGAUCGUUUGGAUUUCUACCGCUGUCCUUGUCACAGUCUCGCGGCUCCGGGAUUAUGCCCUGAUUUCUCUCCUUUUGCGCCCUGAAGGAAUGUUGUUUUUCUCUUCAAACCACAGAGGAAACGAGGGGAGAAUUAUGUGAACUUUCUUAUGAAUCAACGCCGACUUGGAAAUUUACUAUUUGGUUGAUUUGCUUAUCAUCGACGAAGGAAAAGAAGUCUCCAACGUCGUCGCGCCAGUGUAGAACUGUCGUUACCUAAAGGCCUCCGGAACCCUGUUGGACCACUCCGGAACCCUGUUGGAACCCUGAGGAACCGGCGCGCCGGGCCCCACUGUAGCGCAGGACAGCAUAUCCUGCAGAGAUGGCGCUGUGGGCCCUAGCAGGGGUGCUGGUGUGUCUCUCCACCCGUCCCUCUCCCUGCAGCAGCACCACCAGCCACACCGCCCGCUCCUUCGCCUCCAAGAACCCCAUCAACAACGUGGUCCAGGACCCCGCCAACGGCCGCGUCUACGCCGGCGCCGUCAACUUCCUCUACCAGCUGGACGCCAACCUGUCCCUGGAGCACAAGCAAGAGACCGGCCCGCACAAGGACAGCCCCCACUGCACGCCGCCCAUCAUCAACUCCAACUCCGCCUGUGUCGACCCCAAGGACACGGACAACCACAACAAGCUGCUGCUGGUGAACUCAGCUAACGGCAGCCUGGUGGUGUGCGGGAGCCUGUUCCGUGGCAUCUGCUCCCUGGUCAAUCUCACCGACAUCAAACAGGUGCUUUACUACAGUGACAGUAAAGGGGAGAAGACCUACGUGGCCAGCACUGAGGAGAGCGUGAACGUUGUCGGGGUGAUGUCGUCCACCGUGAGCGACAACCACAACCUGAGCGCCUUCGUGGUCGCCAAGGGCUACGGCCCGUCCGACGGCUCCAAGCUCAUCAGCACGCGCGUCCUGGAGGACUUCAACGAGUGGGUGAUGUUCGAGAACAUCGUGGACGCCUCCACGGUGCAGGCGAGCUCCUUCGCGCAGCGCUACCUGCACGACUUCCGCCACGCCUUCAAGGACAGCGGCUUCGUCUACUUCCUGUUCUCGCGCACCACCGGCGUGGGCGACAAGGCCAACUUCACGUUCGUGGCGCGCCUCUGCGAGAACGACACCCACUACUACUCGUACACGGAGCUACAGCUCAACUGCAGCGGCUCCAACCGCUACAACAAGGUCCAGGCGGCGUACGUGGCGCCGGCCGGCGUCGAGCUGGCCAGAGACCUGACCGCCGCCGGCGAGCACGGCCCGGUGGAGCCCGACGACCUGGUGGUGUACGCCGUCUUCAGCUCGGACGAGGACGCGACGGGCCACUCGGCGCUGUGCACCUACCCGCUGCCCAGCAUCAACCGGGCGCUCAAGACCAUCAUCAGCGCGUGCUACAACAACGGGGGCCUCAUCAACGGCAAGGUCAGCGUCUACUCGCCCUACGUCAACAAGGAGGCCUGCAGAAGCAAUGAGUUUGCGCAGAACAAUCUGGUGGACAACUACAUCUGUGGCGACGAGUUCCUCCCUUCCCCGCUGGCCGGCAAGCCAGAGGUGGCCCUCUCCACCACUGAAACCUACACCCGCCCUGGCCUCCUUACUGCCGUGGCCGUCGCCGUGGAGACCUACCACACUGUGGUGUUCCUGGGCACCAUAGGUGGCGAAGUUCACAAGGUGCACCUGGCCAAUAACUCCCACUUCUAUGGCAAAGUACCAGGGGUCAACACCGGGGAGAGGAUCAACAAGAACAUGUUCUUUGACCUCAAGCAGGACCACCUCUACAUCACCUCUGAGAAGACGAUCACCAUGGCUCCAGUGCAGGCGUGUCACCUGAAGAAGGACUGCCAGUCCUGCAUGGCACUCAGGGACCCUUACUGCGGCUGGUGUGUCCUGGAGGGCAGGUGUACGAGGAAGGGCGAGUGUGAGAGUGCGACGGAGGAGAAUGCCUGGCUCUGGAGUCCCCAGCAAGAGUGUGUGACCAUCGAGAAGUUCACACCACCCAACAUCAGCUGCAAGAAGACCCAAAAUGUGGUGAUCACUAUCCCGAAACUCCCUCCGAUCGAUGAAAUUGAUCGUCCGAUCUGCAUGUUUGGGUUGUUGGACAAGACCGCUGAUGUCAGUGAGACAAAUGUCACCUGUCACCUACCGGAGGUGAACAGGAUCCCUCCCACACCUGGGAAUCAAGAUUAUGUGGCCGUACCGGUGAGGAUCCUGUUGACGUCUCGUUGGGGAGGACAUACGGUGGAGGUGGCGGUCAGUGAGUUCCAGUUCUACAACUGUGCUGCAGUAGUGAAGAGCUCAGAAAACACACCGUGCAGCGCGUGUGUCAACAGUCAGUGGGGUUGUCAGUGGAACACCAAGGACCACACCUGCAGUGACAGCGACGAUUUCGUAAAUGAUCACAUCGUCAAACACAAGCAGGGAGAGCUCUGCCCUCAGUUUGAGAACCCACAGCCGCUGCUCAUCCCUGUGGGAAUCAAGACUCCCAUCACCUUCCAGGGCAAGAACCUGGAGGUUUACCAGGGUGAAAGUUUUAAGAUUGGCACUGACCUCAUGAAGCAGGAGGAGGAAGUGGUCACCCAGGAUGCUGAGUCCAGCUUCUUCAAUUUCAGUGGAUAUGUGUUUUCCUAUGACAAGACCCAAGAGGUGAAUGUAACGUUUCACAUCAAGAAGAGGGCAACUGAGAAGAAGAUUGACAGCACGCUGCAAGUGGUGCUGUAUAACUGCUCUGUGGGUCGUGAGGACUGCAGCCUGUGCAAGAACGCCAACGAGACGUACGGCUGCGUGUGGUGCGCCACCACCCACUCCUGCAUCUACAAGGACCUGUGCCCACGGGAGGAGCUGCAGUGCCCAGAGCCCACCAUCACGGACAUCAUGCCACGCUUUGGGCCCCUGAAUGGAAACAUAGAGGUCACGAUCAAGGGCUCCAACCUGGGCAUCAAGCAGGACGACAUCAAGAGAAUCACAGUGGCUGGAGAACCCUGUGAGCAUAAGGCGGACAAGUACUCAGUCUCCACUAGUGUUGUGUGUAAGAUCGGACCAGUGCGGCGGCCUCCUGAAAGUGAAGUCCUUGACACGUCGGUAAAGCAGGGAGUGGUGGAGGUGGAGGUGGAAGGAGGUCGCAAGGGGACAUCUGAAGUGCUCUUUACUUACCGGGAUCCCCAGCCCGAGCGUGUGUUCCCAAACAAAGGGCCUGCUGCUGGGGGAACCAACAUCACAAUCAGGGGCAAGGACCUGGACACAGCCUCCCAACACGACAUCAGCAUCCUUGUAGGAGGAGGACUAGGAGGAGUAGGAGGAGUGCCCUGCACAGUGCUGUCCUUUGGGGAGGUGAUUAUCUGUAAAACAGGCGAUUACACUGGCCCGCGCCUCCCUACCGAACAUCUGCCCGUCACCGUCAAAUAUGGCAGCCACACGACCAAAGAAGUGAGGGACAGCUUCCAGUACGCUGAUAAUCCCAAGGUCACAACCACAGACCCCAAAAACAGCUUUGUGUGUGGCGGCCGGAACAUCAUGGUACAGGGAACCGGUUUCAGUCUUACCCAGCUUGCCCAGGUGCAAGUGCGGUCCUCUGGAGAUGGCACAUCCAGCAAAAGUGACUCCAUCGUGUUUUUGGAGGAUGUUCAUAUUAAGAACGACUCGUUUCUAGAGUUCCUCUCCCCGAAAGUGAGCAAGUCCGAUGACCUUCAGGCCCUUAGAACCGUCAUUCAGCUGGACAACCAGGAGGUGGAGCUGACAGGGUUCCACUACCAUCCAGACCCCGUGUUUGAGAAUCUCACCAAAACCUUCAUUUCGGAGAAUAGCGUCAUCAUUGUCUCGGGCCGGGGCUUCGCCAAAGCCAUGACGGCCAGAGAGGCGGAAGCGUACCUGGGGGACGUGAGGUGCAACAUCACCAUCCUCAACGACGACAAGAUCUUCCUGGAGGCGCCCGCCACACACCCGACGCGCCCACGCAGACACAAGAGGGACACCAACUCACAGCUCCUGGACCUGGUGAUUAAAUUCGGUAACGGAGAGUGGAAGGUGGGCUCGGUGCAGUACGAGAGGAAGUAUGAGGCUCCACUAUUGGCUAUCAUCCCCGGAGUCAUCAUCCCUAUGGUGCUCUUCAUCAUCUUCUCAGUCUACUGCUACAGGAGGAAGAGCCAGCAGGCAGAACGAGAAUAUGAGAAGGUCAAACACCAACUGGAGAACUUGGAGGAGAGUGUGCGAGACCGCUGCAAAAAAGAAUUUACAGACCUGAUGAUCGAGAUGGAGGACCACACCAAUGACCUGAGCGAGGCGCGUAUCCCCUUCCUGGACUAUAAGAACUACACGGACCGCGUCUUCUUCCUGCCCUCCAAGGACGGCGCCAACGACGUCAUGAUCACGGGCAAGCUGGACAUCCCAGAGGCGCGCAGGGCCAUCGUGGCACAGGCCCUGAACCAGUUCUCCAACCUGCUCAACAGCAAGACCUUCCUCAUCAACUUUAUCCGCACGCUGGAGAGCCGUCCGGACUUUAAUGCGCGGGCGCGCGUCUAUUUCGCCUCCCUCCUGACGGUGGCGCUGCACGGGAAGCUGGAGUACUACACGGACAUCAUGAGGACGCUGCUGCUGGAGAUGAUGGAGGAGCACGUCCAGAGCAAGAACCCCAAACUCAUGCUGCGCAGGUCCGAGACUGUGGUGGAGAGGAUGCUGUGUAACUGGAUGUCCAUCUGCUUGUACCAGUUCCUCAAGGACACGGUUGGAGAGCCCCUGUACAAGCUGUUUAAGGCCAUCAAGCACCAGGUGGAGAAGGGGCCGGUGGACGCCAAGAUGAAGAAGGCCAAGUACACACUCAACGACACGGGCCUGCUGGGGGACGACGUGGAGUACUGCGUCCUGACCCUGCAGGUUCUGGUGCACGGGGAGGGUCCGGACGUGACCCCAGUGAAGGUCCUGAAUUGCGACACGAUCUCGCAGGUGAAGGAGAAGAUCAUCGAACAGGUGUAUCGCAACCUGCCCUACUCUCAGAGGCCCAAGGUGGAGAGUGUCGCCCUAGAGUGGCGCCCAGGUUCCACAGGGCAGAUCCUUUCUGACCUGGACCUUACCUCCCAGAAGGAAGGCCGUUGGAAGAGGCUCAACACACUGGCCCAUUACAACGUGCGAGACAACGCCACGCUGGUGCUGUCCAGAGUGCUUCACACUCAACAGUCCUUUGAUCAGAAUCAGGAUAACCAUGAAGAGCGCAACGCUCUGUUGGAGGACGAUAAGGUGUUCCAUCUGGUGCGUCCGGUGGACGAGCUGGAGGAGGGCAAGUCCAAGAGGGGAAGCAUCAAGGACAAGGCCACCACCAAAGCUAUCACCGAGAUCUACCUGACCAGGCUGCUGUCCGUCAAGGGUACGCUGCAGCAGUUCGUUGAUGACUUCUUCCGCAGCGUUCUCUGCUCUGGGACCGUAGUCCCUCCGGCGGUCAAGUACUUCUUCGACUUCCUGGACGAGCAGGCACAGAAACACGACAACGUGGACGAGGAGACGAUACACAUCUGGAAAACUAACAGUCUGCCCCUGCGCUAUUGGGUGAACAUCCUGAAGAACCCCCAUUUCAUCUUCGACGUGCACAUGUCGGAGGUGGUGGACGCCUCGCUGUCCGUUAUCGCCCAGACCUUCAUGGACGCCUGCACCAAGACGGAGCACAAACUCAGCAGGGAAUCCCCAAGCAACAAAUUACUCUAUGCAAAGGAGAUCUCCACAUACAAGAAAAUGGUGGAUGAUUAUUACAAGGGCAUCAGACAGAUGGUACAAGUGAGUGACCAGGACAUGAACACCCACCUUGCAGAAAUAUCACGGUCUCACACAGACAAACUGAACACCCAGGUGGCUCUGCAUCAGCUUUACCAGUAUGCCAGCAAAUACUAUGAUGGGAUCAUCGCGUCCCUGGACGAGGACCCGGCGGCGCAGAGCAAGCAGCUGACCCUGCGUCUACAGCAGAUCGCCGCCGCGCUGGAGAACAAGGUCACUGACCUCUAAUGACCCGCUCCCAGGUCAGCGUCGGGGCCGUAACCAGGGACAACAGAGAGAGAAAGAGAGAGAGAGAGAGUGUGUAAGAGAAAGAGAACGAGAGCGAGAAAGAGAAAGAGGUCAAAAAAAGAAAGUGAACAAAGGAGAGAAAGAUGAGAGGGGUGGAUGUGUGUCCCUCCCUCUGCCCAAAGACAUAGAGACUCCUUUGGGCUUUUGUGGGCAGAGAGAUCUCCGUUGGAUGAACAGCUUGGCAUGGACGCUGUACUGUACACUUACAAAGAAUGGACAGUAGAAAGGCAUGAAGGACUCUUUCUCUCUCUCUGACCCUGGAUUGCCCGCCAUGGACCCCCCCUUCCACACAC
Messenger RNA from Sardina pilchardus (European sardine), 6528 nucleotides. It is a transcript of the gene plxnb2a.1, whose product is annotated as plexin b2a, tandem duplicate 1. The record is from RefSeq and is a predicted model, not a curated record. NCBI's taxonomy places the organism in Eukaryota, Metazoa, Chordata, Actinopteri, Clupeiformes, Clupeidae. Gene Ontology annotation, biological process: semaphorin-plexin signaling pathway involved in axon guidance; regulation of cell migration. Gene Ontology annotation, molecular function: semaphorin receptor activity; protein binding. The transcript has 38 exons. Gene Ontology annotation, cellular component: plasma membrane; semaphorin receptor complex. Bases 533 to 6175 code for a protein of 1880 amino acids.